AUGCCUCUAGAAGCAGCCGUAGUAGUUUUGGAUAACUCAGAAUUCUCUAGAAAUGGUGACUUAGAGCCAUCUAGAUGGAAUGCUUAGCAAGAAGCCAUUGAAUUGUAUAUUAAUGUAGUUAUUGAUUCAAACAUGGAAAGUGGAAUGGGAUUGAUUUUAGGAGGUGGUAAAUAAGUGAGAUUGUUGAUGACUCCUACAAAUGAUAGAGAUUUAAUCUAGGGAUAAUUCCAUAAAACGAGAUUAGAAGGCAAUUUAAAGUUUUCUGUUGCAAUUCAAUAGGCAUAAUUGGCUUUGAAACAUAGAAUCAAUAAACAAUAGCAUUAACGUAUAGUGGCAUUUGUUGCAAGUCCAAUUGAAGAAGAAGUAGAUACUUUAGUCAAUCUUGCAAAAAGGUUAAAGAAAAACAAUAUUGCAAUUGAUUUAAUCAAUUUUGGAGAGUAGAAUGAAGAUCAUCUGAAGAAAUUGAAAACAUUCUUUGAUAAUGUAUAGAAAGGAUAAUCUUCAAAAUACAUUAAUAUUUUACCAGGAAUGAGUGCCACAGAAACCCUAUUUUCAUCCUUAGGAAAUAAUUCGGAUUUUCAAGCUGAACCUGGAUAAGAGCAAUAAGCUCCCUAAUAACGAACAGGUGGAUAAUUCUCUGAAUAUGGUGGAAUCGAUCCAAAUUUAGAUCCAGAACUAGCCAUGAUAAUGAAAAUGAGUCUUGAAGAAGAAGCUUAAAGAUUAUAAUAACAAUUAACAUAACAAUCAUAACCUUAACAAUAAUAAUAAUAACCUUAGUAAUAAUAAUAAUAAUAAUAACCUUAACAAACUUAAUAAUAAAAGGAAAAGAUAUAAGAAGAAAAGGUAGAAAAUGGCAUUGAAGAAGAGAAUGAUGAGUUAUUAGAGUAGGCCAGAUUAUUGAGUAUGUAAGAAGAAUAGCCUGAACAACCAGAAUAACCUAAAUAACCCAAUUAAAAUGCAUAACCAUAAGACCAGAACACUUAGAAUUAAUUAUUCCAAGAUUAAGACUUCCUUGAUGAAUUAUUAGAUGAUGUUAAUAAGGAUGAAGAAUAAGAAGGUCUCCUCAAAAAAGAUAAUGAUAAAUCUAAGAAGGAUUGAUACAACAUAUAAUAUAAUAUAAACGACUUAUAUAAUAUAAUUGA
Molecule: messenger RNA, 1142 nt
Organism: Paramecium tetraurelia
Lineage: Eukaryota; Ciliophora; Oligohymenophorea; Peniculida; Parameciidae
Exons: 4
Biological process (GO): proteasome-mediated ubiquitin-dependent protein catabolic process
Cellular component (GO): proteasome regulatory particle, base subcomplex; nucleus; cytosol
Molecular function (GO): polyubiquitin modification-dependent protein binding
Source: RefSeq, a predicted model, not a curated record